ACUGUUCUUCAAUACGCUUAUAAAUACUACAUUAUCUCUUAGAAGAAUAUUGUGCAGUGCUCAGUAUUAUCGUUCUCCAUGAAGACUACUAUCGCUUGUUUCUUUCUUCUCUUGAUUCUCGUUCCUCUCUUGGGCACUUCUGUUGACAAAAAAGUGUAUAUUGUUUACUUCGGCCAACAUGUCAAUGGGGAGAAAGCUUUGCAUGAGAUUGAGAAAUUUCAUCUUUCGUAUUUACAUUCAGUGAAAGAAUCCGAAGAAGAUGCUAGAUCUUCUCUUCUAUACAGCUACAAACACAGUAUCAAUGGCUUUGCUGCAAAGCUUACACCAGAUGAAGUCUCUAAGCUCUCUGAAAAGGAGGAGGUUUUAUCAGUGUUUCCUUCACACGGAAUGUACUCGGGGCAUACAUCAAGGUCAUGGGAAUUCGUAGGGCUAGAUGAAGAAGAUGGUUAUUCAUCGAGAAAGCUUAAGAAUGGAGGAGAAAACUUGGCGUUAAGAGCUAAAUAUGGCAAAGAUGUCAUUAUAGGAGUAAUGGAUAGCGGUGUAUGGCCGGAAUCACCAAGCUUCAGCGACCAAGGAAUGGAUCCAAUCCCGAAAUCAUGGAGAGGAAUCUGCCAAGAAGGUGUCGCUUUCAACUCAUCCAAUUGCAACAGGAAGAUAAUCGGAGCUAGAUACUAUGUAAAGGGUUUCGAGGCUGAAUACGGGACGGUAAAUCCGACCGAGGACUUCCUCUCACCUCGAGACGCUGAUGGCCAUGGAACUCACACUGCAUCCACAGCGGCAGGCCGACAAGUUUCUGACGCUGCCGCUUUAGGUGGGUUUGCAAAAGGAACGGCUUCGGGUGGGGCUCCUUUGGCUCGCCUUUCCAUAUACAAGGCCUGCUGGGCAAUCCCUAACGAACCCAAGGCCGAUGGGAACACUUGUUUCAAUUCCGAUAUGCUUGCAGCUUUGGAUGAUGCCAUAGCUGAUGGUGUUGACAUAAUUAGCGUCUCCAUUGGAACGGAUGAACCUUUAUCUUUUGAAAAUGAUGUGAUCGGUCUCGCUGCCUUAGAGGCUUCCAAGCGCAACAUCCUCGUCGUAUGCAGUGCUGGGAACAGUGGUCCUGACCCCGGGACAUUGUCGAACCCUGCUCCGUGGAUAAUCACGGUUGGUGCUAGCAGUGUCGACCGGGCAUUUUCCGCAUCUGUUAAGCUACGCAAUGGAUUGAGUCUUCAAGGACCAAGUAUUACGCCAAACAAGUUGAAGAAGAUGUACCCAUUAGUUUAUGCAGGAGAUGUAGUUGACCCUGGUGUGGCGCGAAACCUAACAGGGCAAUGCUUUCCUGGUUCACUUGACCCGACCAAGGUGAAAGGGAAGAUUGUGGUGUGCAUGAGAGGGGACGGUCUGAGAGUAGCUAAAGGCUUGGAAGUGAAAAGAGCUGGAGGUGUAGGUUUUGUCUUAGCCAAUGACGAGUUCUAUGGAGAUGACAUGCAAUAUGACCCUCAUUUUCUUCCUGCAACUACUUUGUCCUAUGAUGAUGGGAUUAAGAUUCUUGAAUAUAUCUAUUCUACGAAGAACCCAAUGGCAAAGAUCAAUGCAGGAAAGACAAAAUUAAACUACAAGCCAGCCCCCUUCAUGGCUGAAUUCACCAGUCGAGGUCCAAAUGUGGUUGAUCCGUAUAUUCUAAAGCCUGAUAUAACGGCACCAGGACAUAAUAUUUUGGCAGCAUGGAGUGAAGCAUCGUCUCCUACAAAGUUACCGUUGGAUCACAGAUCAGUGAAAUAUAACUUGGAGUCCGGAACUUCCAUGGCAUGCCCUCAUAUCUCAGGUGCAGCUGCACUUCUCAAGGCCAUACACCCCCAUUGGAGUGUUGCUGCUAUCAAGUCUGCUCUCAUGACUACAGCCGCUAUAACCAACAAUUUAGGCAAUCCAAUUACGGAUUCCUACGGAUAUGAUGCAAAUCCCUUUCAAUUCGGUUCAGGCCAUUUCCAGCCAACCAAGGCAGUUGAUCCUGGACUUAUCUAUGAUGCCACGUACCACGACUACCUGCUCUACCUCUGCGCUGCUGGUCCAGAUGCUCUAGUCGAACUCAGCUCUACAUUCAAGUGCCCGGCUAACCCGCCUUCAACUCUCACCCUCAAUUAUCCAUCCUUCGCCAUUCCCAACCUUAAUACCCCCGUCACCGUUACAAGGACAGUCACGAAUAUCGGGAGACCUAAAAGCACAUAUCUCUUCUUUGUGGAACCGCCAUUAGGUGUUGUUGUAGAGGCGACGCCGAGUAUUUUGCGGUUCAAACGAAUAGGGGAGAAGCUGAGUUUCAAUAUUACAGUGUACCCUAGAAAUGAUCUCUCAGGGGAGAACUCUGAGUAUGGGUUUGGUUGGUAUAGUUGGGACGAUGGGUUGUAUCAUGUAAGAAGUCCAAUGGCAGUUUAUUUACCUUAAUUUUUAU
This is a messenger RNA of Hibiscus syriacus, 2425 nucleotides long. Its product is annotated as subtilisin-like protease SBT5.6. Bases 79 to 2418 code for a protein of 779 amino acids. The record is from RefSeq and is a predicted model, not a curated record. The transcript is spliced from 9 exons. Lineage: Eukaryota; Viridiplantae; Streptophyta; Magnoliopsida; Malvales; Malvaceae. Gene Ontology annotation, molecular function: serine-type endopeptidase activity. Gene Ontology annotation, biological process: proteolysis.